AGAAGUGCGCAUGAUCGUCGAAGAGGCUAAGGAACAAGAUCGUGGGGUUCUCUGUCAACACCCUUCCCCCUCCCCCCAGUUCCCUCCACCAUCCCUAUGUCGUCACCAUUGCCGUCUCACCGUCGUGUGUUCCUCCUUCUGCCGCCGUAGUCGAAGCCGCAGACAUCACAAAAAAUUAUCUCUUCCCACCACCACCUCCACCUCCUCAUUUGAACCGAAGCUCGAAGCUGUUAUCGACCUCACUCCCUUAACCGCUUUCCAAUCUGAACUUCGACGACGGUUCCUAUCUUCUGGCAAAGACGCUUACCAAGAUUUGCAAACCUUGGUCACUCUCGACCACAAUCGGAGGUUUUCGUCUUGGCGUCGUAACACGUCUAGCCAUAAGCUUGUUGUGGUGCGGAGGGACCGAAGUCUCGGCGGAAAAGAGGUGGUUGUUGCAUGGGGUCAGAGAAGUGACACGAAUCCGUUAUCAGUGCUGGUUCGGGACUCUGUGAAGCGCUCUGUGAAGAAAAAGGUGGUUCUGUUCCAAAGGAAAUUGCCCAAAUGUUGGUCAACUGUAAUCAAUUCCAACGCUUCUGUAAUCAAUUCCAACGCUUCUGUUUUUGACGCCAAUGAGCAGGAGGAAUACAAGAGAGAGGCUUAUAGAGUGGUUCGAGGUUCGCAUCAUUUGAUUCGUUAG
Messenger RNA from Glycine soja, 679 nucleotides. RefSeq lists its product as uncharacterized. Lineage: Eukaryota; Viridiplantae; Streptophyta; Magnoliopsida; Fabales; Fabaceae. The transcript has 3 exons. The record is from RefSeq and is a predicted model, not a curated record. Bases 11 to 679 code for a protein of 222 amino acids.